Chrysemys picta bellii (western painted turtle) is the source of this 3445-nucleotide messenger RNA. RefSeq names its product extracellular tyrosine-protein kinase PKDCC-like. Gene Ontology annotation, biological process: peptidyl-tyrosine phosphorylation; skeletal system development. The record is from RefSeq and is a predicted model, not a curated record. Lineage: Eukaryota; Metazoa; Chordata; Testudines; Emydidae. Gene Ontology annotation, molecular function: ATP binding; non-membrane spanning protein tyrosine kinase activity. Gene Ontology annotation, cellular component: extracellular region.
UUAAAACACCGGAGCCUCCCCGGCCCCCACCCACGGGCUGGGUGAGAGGAGGGGCUGGCUGCAGACGCCAGGCUGCCCAAAGGCUCCGUGAGGCGGGCAGGGGGAGAGGGCAGCGAGCGAAGGGGGAACCGUUCGGAGGGAGCGGCCAGCUGCCCCCCAGGGAGCCGAGUCCCGGCGCUGGCAGCGGCGCGGUGCUCCUGGGACAGACGGACGGACACGCCUCCCUGGGCUCGCCCCUUGCACGGGCAGGCAGAGCCGGCGGGGCCGCUGGGGAGCUGCCGCGCUCAGCCCGUCCCGCAUGCGGGCAGCCAGGGGCAAAGAGGGCGCCAGCCUCGCCCGGCCACGGGGGGCGGCGCUGCUCGGCCUCCUGGCCGCCAGCGCCCUACUCGCCCUGGCCCUCCAGAGCUUCCCGGGCGCUGGCCCCUGCUGGGGGGCGAAUGGGACGCGGGGCUGCCCCCGGCCUGCCAGGCGGCCUCCCCCGGCUCUGCUGGACGAGCUGAGCCGGAGGCAGCGGGACCUGCUGCGCUUGGCCACGUCUGCCGGGGACACGGAGCUGGGGCUGAGCCGCGGCGGCCGCCUGGGCUGCGGGGACCUGAGCCGCGUAACCGAGCUGGGCGUCGUGGGCUCCGGCUUCACCAAGCUGGUGCUGCGAGCGGCGCUGCCGGGGGCCGGAGCCAUCGCCCUCAAGUCCGUGCACCGGGCCGGCAGCGACGUGAGCCGCUGCGUGCAGCGCUACGGGCACCCCGCCGGCUGCCACAGGCUGGCCAGCUACAAGCUGCUCAAGGAGGUGACCCUGCUGCAGCGCCUCGACCACCCCGGCGUCGUCAAGUUGCAUGGUCAGUGCUAUGAUAAUAGCUUAGAUCCUGAAAUAAGGGUCAUAGCUAUGCUGGAGCUGGGAUCCCCUCUGGAGAUGAUUCAGCUUCUGCAGACUCCCUGGGAGGAGAGAUUUAAAAUUUGCCUGAGUCUAGUGAAACUGCUGUUUUACCUGGCACAUUCCCCUCUGGGUUCAAUAGUCCUCUUGGAUUUCCAGCCAAGGCAGUUUGUUAUGGUGGAUGGAAACCUAAAAGUGACAGAUAUGGACGAUGCCAGCACCGAGGAACUGUCAUGCAAGGAAGAUAAUGACUGCACACUAGACUUCCCUGGAAAAAGCUUCAUUCUCAAAUGUACUGCAGCUGGGAAAUGUGACGGACUAAAUGAAAAGAAGAAUCUUUUUAAUGCAUACCGGUAUUUUUUCAUGUAUCUUUUGCCACACACUGCACCUUCUGCUUUGCGGCCCCUUCUGGGUGAUAUUCUGAACGCAACAGGUGAUUUACGAUAUGGAAUAAAUGAAACCCUAGGAGCUUUUGAAAAAGUUUUACAUUUGUACAAGUCUGGGCUAUAUCUACAGAAAAGGCUUCCUCUUUUAAAAGAAUACAUCACCCUAAAGGGAUUCCGAACCAUGGAAAUGCAGGACUAUAAAUGCUGGCCCUCCUACAGCCAUCUGGGAUGUUUGCUCUCCAUUUAUAAUGCAGAGGAAGCUGCAGCAAUCUGUAACUCUCAACCACAGUGCCAAAGUUUUAUUGUCACUCAACAGAGAACAUGGACAGGACGCCCACUUGCCUCAUUUCGAAGUAGCCUGACUGACUUAAUACCAGACGUCAAUGCUGUACUCUAUAUUAAACGAUCUGCUCCCUGAAGGGAAAGACUUUAAAAACAGUGAGAGCUCACAUAAAGCGAUUUGGGGAGGAGUCAUUGGGAAGAACAUCAUCUACCAAAAGGAAUGAUACUUUUUAUUUUGCUUUAGAUGCGAUCUCCAUACUAGCUUGGACUGUGUAAAAUGGUGGUGUCUGCUUGAUCAAAGCAGAGAUUAUCCAUAGCCAAAUGCUCUCCUCUACACAAUCCCACCUGGUUAUUAACCUGUUCCCAGACUCUGCUGUUCCUUGUAAACAUUUGCAGUUUUAGUUCAAAUGUUGCAAUUUGCAGAACCUCGGCUUGCCGCUUUCGGAACUUGUCAGCGAAGGAAUAGAAAUGGCCAUGAGGGACUUGGCUGUAGUAGUCCUAGUUAGUUCAUCUGUCUUUGAAAAUCUAUGACUAAUGCACCGCUGACGAACAUACAACUCCCCAAUGAUGGGGCUGCCAAAAGGGAUUUAGUAACAUCAUAAAUGUAAAGAAUCCAUACAUUAGCGAUGAGGCCCAAGGUGCACUGUUUGGAUCCAGAGCCAUGAUUUUGGAUCUGCCCAUGGGGGUGGGAGGCAGGAGGUCGAGGUAUGCAGUUCAGAAUGCGGGGUUUGGGUUCAGUCCAUUGUGCAGGGUAAGGGGGUAGGCGUGUGGUUCAGAAUGCAGGGUUUGGGUUCAGCCUAUUGCGGGGAAGGAGGUAUGCAGUUCAAAUCCAGAUGCAAAGUUUGGGAUGUUUGGAUGCAGGGUUUGGGUUUGAUGUGUGCGUUUUAAAACACCCGUUCCCUUGUAUCAACCUUGAAGGUUGUUCAGUGUUACUUUCAGUGAAAGAAAUUCUGCUGAGCAAAAUGUUCAAAAUAUUUGUCUGAAGUUCUAUUCUGUAUGGUAAAGAACUGCUACUUUCCUCUUGACAAUGAGGUGAAGGGGGAGGGUUGUUCUGUUGCUUUGAUGAGAUAAUAUAUUGCAUGGGCUCUCUGGGCUGAGUUCCUCUGAAAAGGCUUCAGGAUUUCUAUGCAUUUUAAACUGCAAUAAAUGGAGACAUACCCAACAUUGUGCCUGGACAGGAAUGACUGGGAGUACAGCACUGCCUGUUCUUUUUUCCGGACCAUUUUGUGGUCCAGUUCAGGAAAGCCAAAUCACAAUGUGCCUUAACCCCCAUCUGCAGAGGAACUUCCCUCAACUGAGAGCCCCAAGCACUGUGCAUAGAGCGGGACCACGCAGUCUGUGUGCGCUAUGGAGUAGGCCUUCACGGGGGUUCUCUGCACUGCUGUGAAGAAGGUGAAUAUGUUUUGGACAUGACCAAGGAUUUCAUGCCAUCUAAUGGUGAGUGUGCAGGGAGCAGUAAGACCAUAUUGGCUACUCAAUCCCCAUACUCUCAUUACCCUGUAGUGGCCAGCUGUAGGCCACAAGGGGCCACAUCCAGGACUGGCUCACGUCAGCUGAUGCGGGCUGCGGGGCUAUAAAAUUGCACUAUGGGUGUUCGGGCUUUCUCCAGCCCAAGCCCAAAUGUCUCCAGUGCAAUUUUGUAGCUCUGCGAGCCCAAGUCUGCUUACAUGGGCCAGCUGCGGGUGUUUUAUUGGAGUGUGGACAUACCCGAUUGGGGUCUGGCUACCCCAGAGUGAGAUUCCUGAGCAUUUGCCUCAGGCUGUGCUGUGUCCCAUGCUAUUAUGUGUUUCCUAAUGUAGCUGCUCACCUGUUAGCUCAUUAGUGCUCCUAGGGUUACCAUCCGUCCAUAUUUCCCCGGACAUGUCCGGCUUUUGCGUCUCUAAAUAGCCGUCCGGGAGGAAUUGGU